UUGUUGCAGGGGGGCGCUUUGCCGAUGACGCACUUCCGGUGCGCUGCUGGAAGUGUAAAUUUUCUUCUUUUUUCUUUCUCUCCCCUUAUUCUGUUUCUGGAACUUGGGGACUGGUUAUUUUUUAUUCUACCCCAAAUAAUGGCGAAGACCGUGGCGUAUUUCUACGAUCCGGACGUGGGGAACUUCCAUUAUGGCACAGGACAUCCAAUGAAACCCCACCGCCUGGCACUCACUCACAGCUUGGUUCUUCACUAUGGACUGUAUAAAAAGAUGAUUGUGUUUAAGCCGUACCAGGCGUCUCAGCAUGAUAUGUGUCGCUUUCAUUCAGAGGAUUACAUUGAUUUCCUGCAGCGGGUGAGCCCCACCAACAUGCAAGGCUUCACUAAAAGCUUAAACGCCUUCAAUGUUGGUGAUGACUGCCCGGUGUUUCCAGGCCUCUUUGAGUUUUGUUCUCGCUAUACAGGAGCCUCUCUACAAGGAGCGACACAGCUUAACAAUAAGAUUUGUGACAUUGCCAUUAACUGGGCUGGAGGGCUUCACCAUGCAAAGAAAUUUGAGGCUUCUGGAUUCUGCUAUGUCAAUGAUAUAGUGAUUGGUAUCCUGGAACUGCUCAAGUACCAUCCGCGUGUCCUCUAUAUAGAUAUCGAUAUUCACCAUGGAGAUGGAGUGCAGGAAGCCUUCUAUCUCACUGACAGAGUCAUGACCGUCUCAUUUCACAAAUAUGGAAACUACUUCUUCCCUGGAACAGGUGACAUGUAUGAGGUUGGAGCUGAAAGUGGUAGAUAUUACUGUCUGAACGUCCCACUGAGAGAUGGCAUCGAUGACCAGAGUUACAGACAUCUUUUUCAGCCUGUGAUUAAACAAGUGGUGGAUUUCUAUCAGCCUACCUGCAUUGUCCUACAGUGCGGUGCGGACUCACUUGGCUGUGAUAGACUGGGAUGUUUUAACCUGAGUAUAAGGGGACAUGGGGACUGUGUUCAAUAUGUGAAAAGCUUUAAUAUUCCUCUGCUUGUACUUGGAGGAGGUGGUUACACUGUCCGCAAUGUGGCACGAUGCUGGACUUAUGAAACAUCAUUGCUAGUGGAUGAAACAAUAAGUGAAGAGUUGCCCUAUAGUGAAUACUUUGAAUAUUUUGCACCGGAUUUCACUCUUCAUCCUGAUGUCAGCACUAGAAUUGAAAAUCAGAACACGCGACAGUAUUUAGAUCAGAUUAGGCAGACUAUAUUUGAAAACUUAAAGAUGCUGAACCAUGCUCCCAGCGUGCAGAUCCAUGAUGUCCCAUCUGAUCUCCUGAGCUAUGACCGCACUGAUGAGCCAGAUCCUGAGGAGAGAGGAGGAGAAGACAGUUACUCCAGGCCUGAAGCCUCAAAUGAAUUCUAUGAUGGAGACCAUGACAACGACAAGGAGAGCGAUGUUGAGAUAUGAGCCGGACUCUAGAACACUUGGACAUAUAAUGUAUCAGACUUUUCCAGCCUUUGCAUUGUCAGUUUUAUGACCAAUAUUUUACAGUAUUUUUAUUUUUUUUGGACCAGAUUAAAA
This is a messenger RNA of Hyla sarda, 1539 nucleotides long. It is a transcript of the gene HDAC3, whose product is annotated as histone deacetylase 3. The record is from RefSeq and is a predicted model, not a curated record. Gene Ontology annotation, molecular function: histone deacetylase activity. The transcript has 15 exons. NCBI's taxonomy places the organism in Eukaryota, Metazoa, Chordata, Amphibia, Anura, Hylidae. The coding region runs from base 25 to 1425 and encodes 466 amino acids.